AUAUUUUGCUUUUUUAUCUUUGUUUAGUUUGUAUGAGAGCUAUCCCUCAGAGCCAUAUUUAAAUACCAGUAUCAAUUAAGAUAUCAAGUCAUUUUUGCUUGAACUGUUCAUUUAAUAAAGUCUCUCUGUUCCAGAAUUCAAUCUUAAUAAUGGUUAAGCAAAGUCUAAUUUUUGUCAAGCCCGGCGAGUUGCGUCUCGAUGAAUACCAUAAAGAUGAUGAACCAUCCGAAACAGAGGUAUUGAUUGAUGUAGCUGCUUGUGGUAUUUGUGGCAGUGAUCUUCAUUGGCAUCUCGAGGGUAAUAUUGGUCCAUGGUACGCAAGGAAGGAAGCCAGUAUGGGACAUGAAGCCAGUGGAACGGUCAUCAAGGUUGGAUCCAAAGUAACUCAUCUUAAACCUGGUGAUAGAGUUUGUUGUGAACCCUGUGAACCAUGUUGGACCUGUGAUCUGUGUAGAAUCGGAUCAAACAAUUUAUGUCACGCAGCUGAUUCUACUUGUGCUGGAGCAGAUAAAACUGGCUUUUUCCGAACAACCAAUGUUUGGCCUGCUAUUUUGUGUCACAAAUUGCCUGAUAACAUGACUCUUAAAGAGGGUGCUCUUGUAGAGCCAUUUGCCUGUUGUAUCUGGGCAAUUAGACGAGCUAAACUUGAAGGAAAUGAAAAAAUCUUAAUCACUGGAAGUGGUCCAAUCGGUAUAAUAUGUUUGAUGAUAGUUAAAGCAUUUGGAGCCAGCAAAGUUUGCAUAACUGACUUGAACGAGGAACGAUUAUCGGCCUCCAAAAAUUUUGGAGCUGAUUAUACUCUAUUGGUUGAUAGCAAACAAACACCACAACAGAUUGCAGAGAAAGUUAACCAAAUAAUGGGUGGACCACCUGAUGUUGCCAUUGAUUGUACUGGUGUUGGUUCAUGUAUCAAUACAGGUAUAAUUGGAGUUCGACGAGGUGGCAAAGUUUUGUUACAAGGAUUGGGAUCAAAAGGAGUUAAUGUUGAUUUAAGUACUGCAUCACUUCGGCAAGUUGAUUUAUUAGGAGUUGCUAGAUAUAAUAACACAUUCCCAGCUGCUAUUGAUCUUAUUUCCAGUGGAAGGGUUAAUGCCAAGGGUUUGGUUAGUCACAUAGUCUCAUUGGGUGACUACCAACAAGCCUUCGAUCUGCUCAAGAAGGGAAAAGGAAUGAAAAUAUUACUUGCACCAAAAGUAGAUAUAAUUCAAUGAUCUUCGAUGGUCCUGACGCCGAAAUUGAAACCGUCAACAUUACACAGCACAAUGGUUUCAACAGGUUAAACCAUCAAUGUAGAAAAAUGAAGCAAAACAAAUCAAAAUAAAAAGCUUUCAGCUGUAUAGCAAAUUUUAUAAAAAACUAUAUGAACCCAAUCGGUUCAAUCCUUUUAAUCAGAAAUUUUAAAGCUUAAAUAAACCAUAUAUAAAUUGCUAUUACAUUAUAAAUUGUUGAUUACAUAUUGAUUGUAUAUUAAAUAAAGCUAGUCA
Molecule: messenger RNA, 1484 nt
Organism: Tetranychus urticae (two-spotted spider mite)
Lineage: Eukaryota; Metazoa; Arthropoda; Arachnida; Trombidiformes; Tetranychidae
Product: sorbitol dehydrogenase
Biological process (GO): D-sorbitol catabolic process
Molecular function (GO): L-iditol 2-dehydrogenase (NAD+) activity; zinc ion binding
Source: RefSeq, a predicted model, not a curated record